UCCACAGCAGUUCUGAGGCGGAAGGCUUAAAAUUAAAUGGAAGAAAACAUUUAAAGAUAAUUCGGGAACACUUGACAGAGUGUGGGUCGCUUCGACUUCAGCAGGAACUGCUGAUCCACCGUCCCCACGGCGUGCGAGUAAGAAGAACGUCGGUUCCGCGGUUCUGAAGAAGUGGCAGGAGGAGAUGCGGCCCCUGGACAUCGACGAGGUGGAAGCGCCAGAGGAAGUGGAGGUGCUGGAGCCCGAGGAAGACUUCGAGAAGUUUCUGCUUCCAAUCAUCAACGAGAUGCGGGAGGACAUCGCGUCUCUUAUACGGGAGCACGGGCGGGCGUAUUUGAGGACCAGGAGCAAGUUGUGGGAGAUGGACAAUAUGCUCAUCCAAAUAAAAACCCAGGUGGAGGCCUCGGAGGAGAGCGCCCUGAAUCACGUCCGGCAUCCAAAUGGGGACGCUGACGAGAGAGUGUCGGAGUUGUGCGAGAAGGCCGAGGAGAAAGCUAAGGAGAUCGCGAAGAUGGCAGAGAUGUUGGUCGAGCUUGUCUGGCGAAUAGAGAGAAGCGAGUCGUCUUGAAGGAGAAUAUCGCGGAAGGUUCACAGCUGAUGGAUUCUGGUCAACUGGUAAGGACAGACUGACACCUUGAGGAGACUGAAACAGCUUGCCAUUUUCUCUCUUGUUUUGUAUGUUUUUUACUCCCCAUGUAACGGUCUCCCUGAUGGUCAGUGGUUGAUGACCUUGAUAGGGACUUAGAUCAUCAAAUGUAUUUGGUUCUAGAAAGAUAACUUUUGUAAGAGAAAUGAGGCUUAGUCAAAAGUUAUUUUCAUGGUCUCAUUUAUUCUUGUGACUUUGCUGUGAUUUUGAAAUGCUGGACAUGGCCUUGUAUUUGGCUGUUACCUAUGUGACCCGAUUGUUUUUUGGAACUUUGGAGCAUGUGCAAACUUGGGAUCAGAAUCUUCCACCUUCAGAGGUGCAGUGGAAGGCUCUGUGGUGCUUGGUUGAACCUGGCAAAGAGUGUGUGAAUGAGAUUGCUUUGCAUGAAGUUGGGAAGAACUACAAGAUAGUUGGAGACGAAAGAUGGUUUUGUAUAUACUUUGGAAGUUCAGUUCUUCUGUGAGACGAAGGAGGAGAGCUGUUUUGUGGCACAUUGUCUGAUGUAUAUUGUGUAACCUGUCAGGUGAAUUUAUUUAGACAAUGUGGCUGACCUCAUAUGACAAAGAAGUUUGAACAGGGAAUGAUGGAGUGCACUUCACUGUUGUAGUACCCUCACCCAUUGCAGGGGCUUCAGAGAGACAAUCAACCAAGAGCCUUGAGAGGCUGGAGAAAGGAAAAGGGAUUAUCAGGGCUCAUAAAGCCUCUUCUAGUUCAUCAGGGUGGUAGACCUGACAGAGGUUUGAGGUCAAAGUCAAACAUCUAAUUGGUGUUAAUUUGCCUUGAAAAACAAAGACCUAAAAAGCCUUUUUUAAAAAAAAUCUAGCUUUGUUCAAAUGACCAAAGCUCCUGUGUGUGUUAGUAAAAGAAUCAUAAA
This is a messenger RNA of Propithecus coquereli (Coquerel's sifaka), 1520 nucleotides long. It is a transcript of the gene MRFAP1L1, whose product is annotated as Morf4 family associated protein 1-like 1. The transcript has 2 exons. The record is from RefSeq and is a predicted model, not a curated record. The coding region runs from base 185 to 568 and encodes 127 amino acids. Lineage: Eukaryota; Metazoa; Chordata; Mammalia; Primates; Indriidae.